Diplodia corticola is the source of this 5106-nucleotide messenger RNA. RefSeq names its product glycosyltransferase family 41 protein. Gene Ontology annotation, molecular function: glycosyltransferase activity; protein binding. The transcript is spliced from 2 exons. Bases 1 to 5106 code for a protein of 1701 amino acids. Gene Ontology annotation, biological process: protein O-linked glycosylation. The record is from RefSeq and is a predicted model, not a curated record. NCBI's taxonomy places the organism in Eukaryota, Fungi, Ascomycota, Dothideomycetes, Botryosphaeriales, Botryosphaeriaceae.
AUGACGAUGAUACGACAAUACCCCCCGCAACCCCAGGCCCCAGCCCACCUGUUCGGCCGCGAUACAUCGUACGCAAAUUACAACUCCCUUCCGACCACGCCUCGCAUGGGUCCCGUCCCAGACAAGGUUUCCCGUGACCACCAGCUCCAGCUGCCGCAACAGUACGCCCACCCGCUCCAAAGGACCAAUUCCUUCCCGCUGCGUGGCUCGACGAAGGCGGGACACACCGGUUCGGAACGAUCCGAGAACAUGCUACGCCGGAAGACGCCAAAUGGUAUCUUGCCCGAAGCAUACGACGGUAGCGCUUCAGAAAAACCACACGCCAUGAAGCACAUAUUGCUCCCGGUCACAACGGUCGACGGCGCUGUACAACAGCCCGCCAUUCCGUAUGGCCCUACCCAGGAGCUCCCUCUCCGCACGCCUGGCAUGAUACCGCAGGGGUCGCACAACCAGCCUCAGCAGCGAAUGCUGCCCGUAGAGGGCUGGAACUUCAGCCAAUUCAACUUUGACCCUCCAAACGUGAGUCGGAAGCGAGGCCAGCAACAGUUCUCUCAGAUUGAUUCAAUGCUGAACCAGGUGCCGACACCUCAACAGCAGCUCCAGUAUUUGCAGAUGGGUCAGCAUUUUGGCGGCGCAUUGCAGCCACCUCUGCAAGCUCCCCUGGGCCCCACCGUGUCAAAUGAAACGGGGCUUUACGGACCAUACUGGCCGGACGGCACGUAUGUUCCCUAUCGUCCUGCGGCUGUAAGAGAUCCUCGGUUUUAUGCAGGUUCCGUGUCCCCGUGGAAUCAUCAACAGUCAAGUUUCAGCAACCGAAUGCACGGCAACUGGCCUCCACUUGGCACCACCCCCAUAGACUCGUCCAACUGGAAACCCCAGCAACCCUCUCAACUUGCUCACUCAAUUACGCCUGGCCCUGUUGGAUACAACGCAAGUGGAACUCCACAUGGGCUAGCACAGAACCUCAAUAAUCCUAAUGAUCAAAACUGGCUUUCUGGGCAACAGCAGUCUCCACAGCAGUAUCUUGGAUCUAGUCAAAGUGCCCUUCAAACUGGCUAUCACAACAACAACAACAACAACAUCAAUCACAAUAAUUUCCAACGUCCUUCACUAUCACACCAAUCAGCUUCAUUUCACCCAGGAGAUGUUCUGGCUCGAGAUCUUACCCCUCUGGCAACAUCCCAUUCGGAAUUGGGACCCACGUCCAACAGUGCCCAGAACCGAGAGCGGGCGCUUGACUGGGCCCAUCAAAUCUACAUCGAGCUUCUGAGCUAUCUACACCAUUCCCGCCGAUCCGGUCACCAUGCGAGAAACAUCCACGGACAGCCACAACCAAGCAUAUUUCCAAAGCCUCCUCGGCAGCCUGGUGCAGACUUCUCGGCAUCAUCAAAGUACUCUGAUUACCGUCAGCAACAUGGUUCACACAACGGAGGGAUUGUCGACUCGAAUUCCGCACUCACCCAUGCUCGUUCGAAUUCCUUUUGGAAGGAUCACCAGCGAAGCUCAUCGUGGCAUCAGCCAGUGGUCAACAACAUGACAAUACAGCAGUCUGUACAACCUGCUGACACCUAUCGGAGUCUGCGAAGAAUGUCGGGUACCACAUUCCCGCCUAUGUAUCCAUCCGUCACCCGCGAUCUUCCUGGAAACGCAUUGGCUGCUAUUGAUCAAAUAACACAGUUUUGUCAAGAAAGCUCGUGGAAGUGGAUUGAUGGAAUUUUGGUUGGUGGUUGCCUCGCUUAUGCACUGGGUGACUAUCAAAAGGCCUUGGUUUGGUAUUCAAAAAUCCUGGACAUGGACCCAGACCACGUGGAGGCGUUGUCAAAUGUUGCCGCAACACUUCAUUCUUUGGGCAGGAAGCAGGAAGCCGAGCAGCAUUGGUGGAAGGCCAUUCAGUUGCGGCCAUCAUAUUUCGAAGCUGUCGAACACCUGGUCCAACUACUUUGCACAGAUCACCGUGGCAAGGAAGCUGUCAACAUCAUUAACCAUAUCGAGCGUUCUCUGAAGAUGCCAAACACCUGCUCCGAUCGACGAAGCGAAGUCUCAAGUGGAGGGAGAUCGCCCCAGUCCGAAGUUUCCGACAAGCCCGCCUUUGACUUCGAUGUAGAGCAAGACAAUCUGCCAAAGGAGCUCAACAGCAUGCCUGGUUCCGACUUGCCCGGAUUUGGAACGAGUGGUUUUGCCAUAUCAGGAUCCGAAAAUGGUCGUAUGCUCUCGCUCAUCCACGCAAAAGGCAACUUACUUUACAGCAUGGGUGACAACGCCGGAGCCGCCCGGGCUUUUGAGAACGCUGUGCUUAUCAGCGCCGGCAAGCGUGCGGGUGGCAUCAGUACUCUGAUCAGGCAUAUUCUCAAGGUUGUUGACGAGGACGAGUUUGGAACCGCUACCCCUGGCACCCAUGCGUCGAGCUCCGUCGAGCCCAUCCUCCUUCCACCCGUGGCAGCCCUACGGACUGCACAGCUUGCCUUCCCCAACAACGGCGAUCUCCCAGGCCUCCGCUACAUCUCGGGCAAGGGGAUGGCUAGGAGAGCUGCGAUCUCAACCACCAGCAAUUCUCUUCUGUCGCUCGCCAAGAUUUUCCAGGACGGAAUGGCUUCAGGCUUGCCGAAGGCGGCUUAUCAAGCCGCAUAUGGCGUUCGCGAAAUCCUUGCCCUUUACUAUCUUUCUCUCUCGCUUCAACCGAGCCCAUCAACUGCUAACAACGUCGGAAUCCUCCUUGCAAGUGUUCAACAGACAAUUCCUCCGAAGAAGAUAUACCAAGAUCCCCAGCAGGCAAGAAUACCGGGAGUUGUUCCAGGGAGUGGCAUUGCUUUAGCUUUGGCCUACUACAAUUAUGGACUCAACCUCGACGCUGGCCAUGCUCACUUGUACACGAACCUCGGCAGUCUCCUGAAAGACCUCGGCCAACUGAAGAUGGCCAUUGCAAUGUACGAGCAAGCGGUCCAUUGCGACGGCAAUUUCGACAUUGCGCUGGCGAAUCUGGCCAAUGCUGUGAAAGACGACGGAAGGAUAGCCGACGCUAUUGUGUACUACAAACGCGCCGUCAAAGUCAACCCGGACUUUGCUGAAGCGGUAUGUGGCUUGGCAAACGCCUUGAAUUCUGUCUGUGGAUGGGCAGGCCGAGGUGGCAUUGCGGCCGACGGCGGCAAACGCGAUCGUUGGCAUGUGGAUGAGCACGGCAUGCUGCUCGAUGCUACAAAGCCUGGCGCUGUCAGCACCGGGUGGCUCAAGCGUGUUGUGGAUCUGGUCGAAAAGCAGUUGGGCGAAGGCGAGGAUUGGGGACGUGGAUCGCUCAAUGUCAACUUCAUGCAGGCCAUGAUCCAAGUGCUUGCCUUCACGAGCAACAACAAACGGGACACGCAGGAGCGAGUCGACGAGAUGAAGAGGACGCUGAAGAGUUGGUUUGGCCACAAAUGGGAGGGACACCGCCUAGUCCGCAUGGCUGAACGCGCCAUUCGUCGCCUUGGCUGGCAGUGGUAUCAGGACAGAUGGAUCAGAGGCAAGGAACGUUCGCGGUCUCACUACCGCAGGCCCUUGCUGCCAUCUGGUCUCACCGUUCCGACAGCCCCCACGGUGUUGCCUUUCCAUACCUUCACUUGUCCCAUGUCCGCCAAACAGAUUCGAUUGAUUUCUCAAAGGAACGGGCUUCGGAUAUCAGUCUCAACCCUCAAGGCUCCAUGGCUGCCUCAGACCGUCUUUGAGCCGCCUGCCCCACCAAACCCUUAUCUCAAGGUCGGAUAUGUGUCCUCUGACUUCAACAACCAUCCGCUGGCCCAUCUCAUGCAGUCGGUAUUUGGCAUGCAUGACCGUACACGAGUCAAGGCCUAUUGUUAUGCGACGACGCUGAGCGACAAUUCUCCGCACCGGCAGCAGAUCGAAAGAGAAGCCCCUGUCUUCUACGAUGCUCACUCAUGGUCAGCAGAAAGGCUCGUCCAACAGAUCAUCAAGGACGGCAUCCACAUCCUGAUUAACCUGAACGGGUACACGCGUGGUGCACGCAACGAGGUCUUCGCUGCUCGGCCUGCACCAGUCCAGAUGUCAUUCAUGGGGUUUGCGGGCACUCUCGGGGCUGAAUGGUGCGAUUACCUCCUCGCAGAUGACACUGCAGUCCCUCCGAGCACGCUGCGGCCAUGGCGGAGAAAUGUGGAUCUCGAGGAUCAGCUGGUGGACGAGAACAGUGGAGGCGACCAGGACGAUUGGGUCUACGGUGAGAACAUCAUCUACUGCAAGAAUACGUUCUUCUGUUGCGAUCACCGCCAGAGCGCCCCGGAUGUGCAAGGAGAACAUCUCGAUUGGGAACAGGAACAAGCCAGGAGAUGGCAGAUGCGCAAAGAGAUCUUCCCAGAUUUGCCCAACGACGUCAUCAUCCUUGGAAACUUCAACCAGUUAUACAAGAUCGAGCCCACGACGUUCCGUACAUGGCUUCGAAUUCUGGCCAACUUACCUACUGCCAUCCUUUGGCUACUUCGCUUCCCAGACGUUGGCGAGACUCAUCUCAAACAGACGGCUCUCGCCUGGGCAGGGCCGGAGGUUGCUUCCCGCGUCAUCUUCACUGAUGUCGCUCCCAAACACCAGCAUAUAUCCCGUGCUCGUGUGUGCGAUCUCUUCCUCGACACGCCCGAGUGCAAUGCGCAUACUACGGCCGCAGAUGUGCUCUGGAGCGGCACACCCUUGCUCACCCUACCGCGCUAUCCGUAUAAGAUGUGCUCUCGCAUGGCAGCAUCGAUUCUCAAGGGCGCCCUCCCGGACAAUCACGCCGGACACCAGGCGGCAAAGGAGCUCAUUGCCACAGAUGAAGCCGACUAUGAGCGUCUCGCCAUAGCAUUGGGAAGCAGCAUAAGAUACCAUGGCCAUCGGAUCAGCGGUCGGCUUGCGGAUUUGCGGAGGUUGUUGUACGAGAGCAGGUUGAGUUCUGCUCUUUUCGACACGAAGAGGUGGGUUAUGGACUUGGAGGAAGCGUACGAGUCUGCCUGGGAUCGUUGGGUACAUGGUCAAGGCGGGGACAUUUGGCUCAAGGGGAGUCGACCAGAAGGCUUGCAGCCUGUUCCGACGUGGUGGAACUACAGUCGACCGACGAGAUGGAGCAAGGCGUCGGAGGAGGGUGACUGA